Messenger RNA from Yamadazyma jaroonii, 660 nucleotides. NCBI's taxonomy places the organism in Eukaryota, Fungi, Ascomycota, Pichiomycetes, Serinales, Debaryomycetaceae. The record is from the annotation of a GenBank genome assembly.
AUGUCCCGCGAACCCAAAGUUCAACUCCCGCACAUGUACUUGAUCACUUACAAUUUAGUAUCAACAGUCCUUUGGGCUGUCAUCUUCGUGACGAACCUUAAGGAUAUAGUUGCUGUGUUAUUUCCAGGAACAUUUGAUUCAUAUUAUCUUUCCCAUGAGUUCACAGACUUCCCUCAUAAACUUCUUGUGAUAACUCAAGUGAUGAACACCAUUUGUGAGAUCCUUCAUUCCUUGACAGGAUUGACCAAAUCUCCAGUCUCCGUGGUUCUCCUUCAAUUCUUUGCCCGAGAUGUUAUUUGCAUUGGAGUUUGUUACUUAGUUCCAUUAUCAUCAGGAAAUUAUUCCCCAGCAUUCAUGGGCUUAUUGGUGGCUUGGUCUGUGGUAGAAUUGAUUAGAUAUCCUUAUUAUUUAUUGAAGAUUGGGGGAUUUCAAGUUCCAGGUUGGUUGAAUUGGUUAAGAUAUUCAGCUUUCUUAGUUCUUUAUCCUUUAGGUUUGGUCACAGAACCAGUGGUAGUCUAUAAAAGUUUGGCUUACAUAGACAAUUGGUUCCAUUACUAUUUCUUUACCUUAGGUCUUGGGAUGUACAUCCCAGGGAUGUAUAUAUUGUACAGUUACAUGUUAAAACAAAGAAGAAAAAUGUUAUCCCAUAAGACUAAGUAA